CUGUAAGCAACGGGAACAAGAGAACGUGCCUCUCUGUCAUUAUCAGUUGCAUGCCUUGCAUCCUGGGGUUUCAGAAUAGCUCAGCACCAUCUGCAUGUAGACAAAUGCCUUCUCCUGGGUGUAGCUGCACAGUCCAAGCUAGUCGCGUGUAUUCUGCAUGCCAUGUGCACGCGUGCAGAUAGCUGAAGUAUUUGCUGCAGGAUUGGAAAAGGUUCUUUAGCAGCUACUGUGAGCUGAUAACUGUUAGAAGGGGUUGUUACCUGUGGGUGAUGGGUGUUAGCGAAGUGAAUUGUCAUAUCUGUGGGCUUAUGUGAUUUCAUGUCCUGUUUUCAUCACCUUUUCCUUCUUCCCAUUCCCCCUCCCUCUUUUUCUCUUGCAGGGUGAUCUUGAGUUCUUCUUAAUUUGCUAGUGCUCAGCCUCCUCAUGCCUCCAUCUCCUUUAGACGACAGGGUAGUAGUGGCACUUUCGAGGCCAGUGAGACCUCAGGAUCUCAACCUAGAUUUAGACUCUAGCUAUCUUGAAUCUGCCUCUUCUGCCGGUGAGAGCCACUCCAGUCUGCUCGGCGCAGCUGUCGUGUCCCUAAAGACUGCUAAUCUCACGUAUAUGCCCUCAUCUAACGGCUCUGCACGCUCCCUGAGUUGUGGAUGCAGCAGUGCCAGUUGCUGCACUGUGGCAACGUACGACAAGGACACUCAGGCCCAAACUCAAGCGAGCACCAGCAACGCCAACGCCGGAGCCUCCACUGCCUGCCCUGCCAACCAAAUGGUCAACAGCAAUGAGAACGCCGGCAGCUUGAGCCCCCUGGGCGGUGUGGGGAGCCCCGUCUCAGGCACCACCAAGCAACUCGCUAGCAUCAAAAUCAUUUACCCCAAUGAUCUGGCAAAGAAGAUGACCAAAUGCAGCAAGAGCCACCAACAGAACCAAGGGCCUGUAAUCAUUGACUGCAGGCCAUUCAUGGAGUAUAAUAAGAGCCAUAUUCAAGGGGCUGUCCACAUUAACUGCUCUGAUAAGAUCAGCCGGAGAAGGCUCCAGCAGGGCAAGAUCACAGUCUUGGACUUGAUCUCCUGCCGGGAAGGCAAGGACUCCUUCAAGAGGAUCUUUUCCAAAGAAAUCAUAGUUUAUGAUGAGAAUACCAAUGAGCCAAGCAGAGUAAUGCCUUCCCAGCCACUCCACAUAGUGCUGGAGUCACUCAAACGAGAAGGCAAGGAACCCCUAGUCCUCAAAGGAGGACUCAGCGGUUUCAAGCAGAACCACGAAAACCUCUGCGAUAACUCCCUCCAGCUGCAAGAGUGCCCGGAGGGGGGAGGAGGGGGCGGCGCAUCCGCUGUGCCCCCCACGCUACCUCAGUCCAUCCCCACCACGCCGGACAUCGAGAAUGCUGAGCUCACCCCCAUCCUGCCCUUCCUCUUCCUCGGAAACGAGCACGAUGCUCAGGACUUGGAGAAAAUGCAGAGGAUGAACAUAGGCUAUGUAAUCAAUGUGACCACCCACCUGCCCCUGUACCAUUACGAGAAAGGCAUGUUCAACUACAAGCGGCUCCCGGCCACUGACAGCAACAAGCAGAAUCUCAGGCAGUAUUUUGAAGAGGCUUUUGAGUUCAUUGAGGAAGCUCAUCAGUGUGGAAAAGGUCUCCUCAUCCACUGCCAGGCUGGUGUCUCCCGAUCUGCCACCAUAGUUAUCGCGUACUUAAUGAAGCACACACGCAUGACCAUGACGGAUGCCUAUAAAUUCGUAAAAGGCAAGCGACCAAUCAUUUCCCCUAACCUUAACUUUAUGGGGCAGUUACUGGAGUUCGAAGAAGAUCUAAACAACGGCGUUACACCACGAAUCCUCACACCAAAGCUGAUCGGCGUAGAGACUGUCGUGUGACAGCAAAGCUGCGAGGAGGUGGUCGAUGAAGGGGUUAACCUGAUUUGGGGCAGCGACGGGUGGGUUGUGGGUUUUUCUUUUUAGUUUUCAAGGGGGGUUUUGUGGCAAACCUUUUGUGAAUAAAAACCUUUUUUUGUAAGGAAAGGUUUUUAAAAGAGAUCAAGAACUUCGCCGUGUUUGGGAUGCUGUUGUGAUUUCCUUCCCAGGCACUGGCAGAGCAGGGAGGCUUUGGAACAAAAGGAGAACUUUUUAAAAUCAAAACAAGAAGAAGAAAUACUGGGCUUUUUUUUUUUUUUUUCUUUUUAUUUUUCCCUCCUCUCCAGCUAUUUGUAGAGUUUAUGGCUAAGUAGUCUGUGCAGGUUCAUAGACUGAAGAAACCUAAGUUGAAGAUGAAACACAAACAACCAAAACAAAGCAGGAAAAAAACCUCCCUGAAACAUAAGGGCCUUCGUUCUGCAAAGGCUUUGCUAAAGAUAACCUAGCUAAAUGCUCACCGAUGCAAAGGAAAUCGGAGCAGCUUAAAAAGGCUGCAAGGCACUUUUCACACUCCUGACUCAAGAAGAAGAAAAAAAAAGUUUAUUUAGCGUGUUUCAUGUUCCAGUUCUAUUUUUCUAUUUUGGGGUGUAAGGUUUUAACAGUAAGGGACUUUGAUCAUUCUAUGCCAUAUGCCUUCACUGGCUUCUUGUGCAAUAAUAAUUUGGGGUUUGUUUUGAGUGUUCAAACCGAUUAGAGUUGGCUGCCUGCUAAUAAUAAGAUGAUAAUUUUUAAAGUCUAAUAGUGCAACGGCAGCCGGCUUGGUUCAGAAAGGAUAAAUGAGAGCAAUUAUUUCGUUCCUUUAUAUGAUUUUGAUCCUGGUUACAGUGCCAUAAACCUUGUUACAUAUGUAUAUCAGAAUGUACAAAAAUCGAGAACGAGCAAAGUUUAUUUAAAAAUAUUUUUCGCACAAAAUACUGGUGUGUUUCAGUUGUCUAUGUAAAAAAAAUUUGAUUAUAAAACAAAAAAUCUUUUGGAAAAUGUGUGUCCUUUUA
Egretta garzetta (little egret) is the source of this 2897-nucleotide messenger RNA. RefSeq names its product dual specificity phosphatase 10 (gene DUSP10). The transcript is spliced from 3 exons. Gene Ontology annotation, cellular component: cytoplasm; cytosol. NCBI's taxonomy places the organism in Eukaryota, Metazoa, Chordata, Aves, Pelecaniformes, Ardeidae. Gene Ontology annotation, molecular function: protein tyrosine/threonine phosphatase activity; MAP kinase tyrosine/serine/threonine phosphatase activity. The record is from RefSeq and is a predicted model, not a curated record. Gene Ontology annotation, biological process: negative regulation of JUN kinase activity; protein dephosphorylation. Bases 424 to 1869 code for a protein of 481 amino acids.